AUGACCUUCACAGAACCUUGGUCGGAGUCGAGGACAUUACUCUCAUUGUACGUGCCUAGAGAUGAAGAUUUUUCGGAGAUAAAAGCAGUAACAUUUGGGGCAACAACAUCGUAUUCAGUAUUACAUGGAGUUAUACCAACGUUAGAGUCGAAUUUGAUGGACCCUAACAAGAGUAGAAUUAAGGUUUUUAUCUCAAGAUGUCAAAAAACAUGGUUUACUGUGGGUAUUAUCAACUCCACCAUUAGUUUCGUUGAAGAAAACAAUGCUGGUAAUGCAGCAGCUGCUCUCAUGGCUAGACUGGCCCCAAAAGCAAAGAUUUUAAGAGAUGGGAAAUGGAAUGAAGAAGAUGCUUCCAUGUUAAUCCCCGGAGAUAUGAUUAGUAUAAAGUUAGGUGAUAUUAUUCCAGCCGGUGCUCGUUUGCUCGAUGGCGAUCCGUUAAAGAUUGACCAGUCGGCUCUAACCGGUGAGUCUCUCCCGGUCAUAAAAGGUCCUGGUGACAGUGUCUAUUCCGGUUCAACUUGCAAACAGGGUGAAAUCGAGGCGGUUGUGUUAGCUACCGGGGUCCACACGUUCUUCGGGAAAGCUGCUCAUCUUGUUGAUAGUAUAAACCAAGUUGGUCAUUUUCAAAAAGUAAGGUCUGACAUGGCAGCCACAUCAGCAAGUGCGUUCUCAAUCGGAUCAACCAUAUCCCAUGGCUCGAAAGCUAGCCCGCUUUCACAGUUGAAGACGUGGCAUGAAUAUCAGUUUCAACUCUCAAAACAAUAUCAAAAGUUUCACAGUCCUUAA
Messenger RNA from Helianthus annuus (common sunflower), 786 nucleotides. RefSeq names its product plasma membrane ATPase 1-like. Gene Ontology annotation, molecular function: metal ion binding; oxidoreductase activity, acting on single donors with incorporation of molecular oxygen, incorporation of two atoms of oxygen; P-type proton-exporting transporter activity. Bases 1 to 786 code for a protein of 261 amino acids. Gene Ontology annotation, biological process: regulation of intracellular pH; proton transmembrane transport. Gene Ontology annotation, cellular component: plasma membrane. Lineage: Eukaryota; Viridiplantae; Streptophyta; Magnoliopsida; Asterales; Asteraceae. The transcript has 6 exons. The record is from RefSeq and is a predicted model, not a curated record.